CAUCUCUGUAGCUCUUGCUGGACUUGCUCGUAGCUCCCUGUCUUUCUUGUACUGGGGAGCCCAGACCUGGACGCAGCACUCCAAAUGUGGCCUCACUGGGGCAGAGCAGAGGGGAGGGUGGCCUCCCUCGCCCUGCUGGCCACGCUCCUUUGAAUGCACCCCAGGAUACCAUGGUGAACAGUGACACAGUACCAGUUGUGGCUGGAAUGGGAAAUACUGGAUAAAGCCACUCAUCUUGAUCCUAUGAACAGCGAUCCAAAAGUGAGACCUUUUGAGCUCUGUGGGACUGCCGCAGGCUGUGUGACCCAGUAGCUCCCCCUGAGCCGGGACACCUCGCAGGGGAGAGUUUGCAAGGAUUGAAGAAUCGUCCAUCAGCGAUUUCGCAAGGACUCGGAGGCCUGACUUUGCGAGGUUCACUGACCGUCCAUUGAUGAAUGCUGGCACAUAAUAGAAAGAAUGAAUCCCACCAAUGACACCGUGGGAGCAGCUAUUAUACUCGACAUCAGCAUCUUCGUGUAUACUCCUUUGCCCCCUCUUUGCAUUAAUCUGCUGGGAUCAAUAUCGAGGGCAAUGACAGCCACGGUUAUAUGCCCCUACCCCAACUUCUCUUUUCUGGUUCAUCGGAGUAGCCGGAACGGUCGAGCGGCUCUUGUCUGGACCAUGGAAUAUUCACCCUUGAGCCUCUCCAUUUCUAGCAAGAGAACAGAAACACCCUGUGAGAACGUCCAUCUACUGAAACUACAGUUACUGAAAUGACUUGGGAUUUCCCCUCUGUAUUGGGACUUUAUUAUGACCCCAGCUCAUUAUAACCAGGGUUUUUUUUCCUGCUGGGAACUCUUGCGUUAAGCCAUUGCUAUGUUUCAACAAGUAUGCCACAAGAGUUUCAUACCAUCUUCCUUGUUGAUCACAGUGGACAAAUAGACCGAGCUGGAAUGGCUCUGGGCUGAAUGAACAGACACGGAGCAAGACUGGGCUGGAACCUGGGAGGAUCUCUCCCUCCAGGAGGAGCAACCUGGCUGUCUAACCUGCGAUGCUGGGACCUAGGGAGAUUUAACACCACUGCAGAUGGCUGUCUGCAGCCUGACACUAGGAUUGUGGCUCCUGCUGCUUCUCCAGGAUAUCCAGACAGCCCCACAGACACCAUUAGCCCCAUCUCAUUCCUGUGAUUCUCAUGAGAAUUGGUUCUAUGAUGAAACUUCACGAAGGUGCUGUUACCAGUGUCCCUCAGGCUAUGUUAAAAAGAAAGCAUGUCCUAGGGACCCAGAUGAAGACUGCAUGAGAUGUGGACCUGAACAGUAUGUGAAUGAAGAAUUCCAAAAGCCACGAUGUGACGCUUGCGUGUCAUGCGCCAAAGAAUCUGACCUCGUGGAGAAAAAGCCCUGCUCCUUCAAUUCUAGCCGCGUGUGCGAGUGCCGGCCAGGCCUGUUCUGUCAAACCCCUGUUCUGAACACCUGCAUACGAUGCCAGCAGCACACCGUCUGCAAGCCUGGCUUUGGAGUCAAAGUCAGAGGCACUUCAACAAAUGAUGUUACUUGCGAAAAGUGCCCUUCUGGGACCUUCUCUGAUCAAAACUCCAGCACCGACAUCUGCAAGCCCCACACAAACUGUGCCAAGUUAAACAAAGUAGCGCAAAGCGAAGGAAAUGCCACACACGAUCGGGUUUGCCUGGACCAAUUGCCCACCUACCUCACCCCAAGCACUUUGUCCAUGAGAUUCAGCAAUGAAUCAAAUAACUCUGACCUAAGGAGGUUUGAGGAGAAACCGGUGACCACUCCUAGUACCGUUUUACGUUCCACUCCUGAGAAGGAAGCUCCGGUUGGCACUUCUCCCACCUCAGCCAAGGGAGAGACGACAGCAGGAGGUCUAGUUCUUUGGGGAGUGGUUCUCUCUGUGACAGUACUACUUGUGGGCACGCUGUUGUUUUGGAAAUGGAAGGUUUGCAAGAAGCGGAUCCUCAUCCUCAAGGGAAAGCCACAUCUGCAUUCCGUCACUGCUCACAAACCCGGGCUCAGAUCUCAAGGUUGUGAUCUAGUGAACAAAUACGCAAAGAUCAUACUGACUACUGAGAGUGGGCCAGAAGAGAAGGAGUUAAUUGAGAGAACCCUCCCUUUGGAAACCAACAAUAACUUGGUCUCCAGCACAGAAAAAGCAUAUAGUCCUGAUCUCAGUCUGACUGAUGUGACCCAGAGCAAUGGAAAUGCCCCAGACUGCUCUAUCGAUUCCCGAGUGAGAGACCACACAAAUAAUCGAAUUGAAAAAAUAUACAUCAUGAAGGCCGACACUGUUAUUGUGGGGUCCAUUUCAGAAGUGCCUAGCGGCAAGAACUGUGCUGCUAGAGGAUGUGAAGGUAAUGUUGAUGCCCAGGAAAACAUGGAGGAGGAACUCGCAAUGCACUAUCCAGAGCAGGAAACAGAGUCUUUUCCAGGGAAUGAAGUAAUGGUUCCUGUGGAAGAGGAGGGAAAGGAAUUUCAUCACCCCACUACUGCCACUGAAAAGUGAUAACCCACUGAGAAGGUGUGUGAAGCUGCAGGAACAUCCAGUGUGACACUAAUCCUGACAACUAUGACAAGGGAGGUAAACACAUAGUGCUGUAGAUUAUCUGAAAACUCUUGAAAAACACUGAAACACGUUCAAACACGGAGUGCUAGAACCUAUUCAUCUAACAGACGAGAGGAUCGUCCAAACCGUUGGCCUUUGUAGCUGACAUCAACUAUUUCCCUUUCCCUCGCUCUCCCAGUAUCGUGCUGGAAACAAGUUUGAGUCGAAGCUACAAAAUUCAGAGGACAUCUGGCUGCCCACUCAAGUUUCACAGCUUGCUUUGUCUGCAUGAAUGGAUGGAUUGAAAACUAUGUCUGAUUACUUCUAUUAGCUAUGAAAAUUCUGGCCAGAAUUCAGAGUCAAGCUUGAGACCCAGCCACGUUUCACUUGUUUCUAUCCCAUUAUUACCAGUACUUCCAAUUAUGUCAUAUCUUUUUUCAACAUUUGGUAUUUUUCUUAAGGCCGCAACUCUUGAAUAAAAAGUAAUGACAAUUUCGGUUUUCCCUAACACAAACAGAACUCUUCAGUUUGGGGACUUCAUGUUUCUUGAGGAAAUAGGAUCAAAAGGAACCACACAGGCUCAGAAAACAGAAGGCAAAAGAACUAAUUGAAGCCCACUGUACUUUAGGCCAUUCUUUCUCAUUUUUGAAGUACGAUUCGUGUUUUUUGACUACUUCAAAUCAUCAGUAAGUGUAUGAAAUGGCCUCUUCUGAUGGAAGCCAAACUGGCUGAACAUUUGAAUGUUGCAUGAACUUUGGGAUUAGCCCAGUGUGGAGUCUGUAAAAAGGGAAAAGAAGAAAAUAAAGUUGAUUUCUACAAGAAGGAUAGACUGAAAAAACAGGCACGGCAGUUAUUUCGUAUAACAUUGUUAAUAUCUGCUUGUUUUAGAAUUGCUCAUAAUCAUCAGGGUGACACUGAUUUGCAUCUCUAUUCUUUAAAAAAAACCCUGUUUUGUGGUCAACUGGCUUGUCUUACGCUAUUUCUCAGUCUUUCAUGCCGCAUGUUUGAUAACUGUAAAUAAUAGUGCUGACUAUGUUUUUGCACAGGACAAUGGAAAAUGAGCAAGAUGACAAAGUGUGCCUUAAUAGUCAAAAAAAGGAACCACAAAAACAAUUACUUGCUUUGCAGUUUUACCCUGGCCAGAGUACUGUAAUAACAGCUGUGCGAAAGGAACAUAAGGGCAUAAAAACCACCUUCUUGGGUCAGGCAGUCGUUCGAGCCCAGCAUUUUAUCUCUGACAGUCACAGUAAAGAGCUGUUGUUUCGGAAGAGCGCAUAAGCUUGGUUGCUAUCUGCUGUUUGCAUUCCUCGUACUUCUGCAGUUGGAUUAAGGAUGUUAAAGAGUUUGUCCCAGCCUUUAGUAUUCAUUCACGUUGCCAUUAAUUUUUCUUCUCUCUUUUGAAUUUCCUGGUACAGUCGGGCUCCAUAAGCACCUGUGGCAACAGAGUGCAGAGUUUUACCAUUCCCUGUAUAAAGAAGUACUUUUACCGCUUUUAAACUGACCUCUCGUUUUAGUGGGUGCCACUGGUUCUUGUAUUACAGAAUUUAGUGCAAUACUGAGUUGCUUUUACGAGUCUUGGCUGUAUCCUCCUCACCCUCCAAGCUGAGUUCCCGUAUUUUUAUAUUUCUCAUGUAAGUUAGAUACUCCACUGCCUUCGUCAUUUUAGUUGACCUCUUCUGCAACUUUUGUAACUUCACUACAUUCUUCUGGACAUCUGGAAGCCAGAACCAUGCACUGCACUGAAGAAGAGGCGUGGGCCAAGGGUUUAAGUAGUGGCAAAACGAUGCUGGUUUGUUCUCAGUACCGCUCCGGCUGAUGCCCACCAUUUUGUUUGCUUUUUUUGGCUGCCCCUGCGCACUAAGCAGAUGAUUUCAGAGAACCAUUGAGGAUGACUCCAAGAUAGCUGCUAGAUGCCAAUUCAGCACCACGUUCGCCUAGUUAAGACUAUUUUUCUCUAGACGUACCAUCUUGUGUUUAUCUGUAGAAGCUCAUUUGCUACCCUUUUAUGAGCUCCUUCUGGCUUUAUUUGCCUUCUGUACGUCAUGUAACUACCUGGAGCAGUUUAGUGUUACCUUCAUUGCACGGGCGCCCUUUUCUCCAGCUCGUUGAUGAAGAUACUGACUAGAACUGGCCCCACCAAGCCCCACUGCUGACUGUUCUCUCUCCUGAAAAAUUACCAUUAUGGUGUGCUUUCCUUCCUGCCUUUUAAACAGCCAUAACUUUUGUAUCUUGUAACCUUUUAGCAAAUCCAUAAAAUAACCUCUUCCCCAGUCCUGUGACAACUUUGUUUUUCCACCACUGUAGGCGUGGAACCUCAUCAAAGGCUUUUUUAAAAUCUCCAUGUAGUAGGUCUACUGGGUCUUGUUUAUCCAUUCAGCCUCACAGUAUAAGGGAAGGUAUGUUAUCAAGAUCUUGUGACUGAAGAAACAAAUCCAGCGAAAUUCAUACUUUUCUGGAACCACAGCCCCAGAGAUGGCAUGGGAGAAUCUCAGCAUUACGCUAGUGACAGACUUGCAGCAGCGGAUAGUGUGCCUGUGGUACAUUUGAAAACUGGUUGCAAUUUCAAGUGCUAUUAGUUCCAGUAUUUACUUCUGAAUGCCACUCUUCUCAGCAAGUCCAGAACAUAAAAUGGUUUCUAAAGACAACUGCUGCCACUAUAUGUUUUAGUUCACAUGCUGAGCCUUGCAAGAGAGGCGAUUAGUGAAUCCUUUCUGUGUACUUGUGUUUGCACUUGUUUCGUUUCAUUCGGAAGAUAAGCUGCUCCUAAUGCCCAGACCAGAAUUUCUUUGGCUCUCAGCGUUGCCAUGUCAGCGGCAGCGACGUGAGGUGAAGAAGGAAACAAAAUUAACAUUUUUUGGUUUAAGUGCUUGUUGUGCAACAGAGGGUCAAGUCACCAAGUACUGACAUAAAACAGCAAUGCAAAGAAGAAGGAAAAGCUGCGUAGGACAAAUACUGGUCAGCCUUUCCUCAUUUCCAGUGCGGGUAGUUCAUCGCUUUCCAGUGCGGAUAUUUCAUUCUGGAGAGACAGAGGAAUUUCUAUUUCAUUUUAGAGAACAACCAUUUGUGUGUCCCCAGACUGUGGAUAACCGUGUUCACCUGGCUGUGAUUGUUAAAGGAUGUUCUGUAGUGACAGCUAACUGUAUAUUUCAGCUCUGUAUAUAAAUCAAUCUUUUUUUUACUGGAACAGCUUUUUAGAUGAAUCAUACGGAUCGCAGCCUGCUACAUGUGUUAGCCUUGGUUAGCUUGAUAACGCCGGUAAUCUUUGAAUUAAAAACUACAUGGAU
Molecule: messenger RNA, 5822 nt
Organism: Phalacrocorax carbo (great cormorant)
Lineage: Eukaryota; Metazoa; Chordata; Aves; Suliformes; Phalacrocoracidae
Source: RefSeq, a predicted model, not a curated record